Molecule: messenger RNA, 4791 nt
Organism: Durusdinium trenchii
Lineage: Eukaryota; Dinophyceae; Suessiales; Symbiodiniaceae
Source: the annotation of a GenBank genome assembly
AUGGAGACCGGCGGCGCCGCGGUGCGCGCAGCCAACACAUCGAGAGCGUCGCUCACGGUGGCGUUGGUGGAUUCGACGGGCUACGGUUGGUUGCCCGGGCAAAAGUUGGGGGACGCUGCGAUGGAUUUUCGCAAGUGUGGCGGCGUGGAGACGGUGGCGAGCAUCGUCAGUGGAGGCAGCAUUACGAAGGCCGGCAAGAAGGACGGCACGAACAUUCUCGACCAGUUCAUGCAAUGGGUCUUGGACGGCGGGGAAGAGACCCAUGGAGGGGACGUGGAGGUGGAAGUGGGCGUGGUGCCAGCCCGCGACUCCGUGCGAGGGGCACGGUAUGAGGCCCUCGGGGUAGCGCGGCUGGCGUGCGGCGUCCCGGAGCUGAGCAAGAGCAUCUUGGAGACAGUCCCUGGUGCCUAUGGAGAGGCCAAAAAGGCCUUGCACUUUCUGCCGGCCUGUGCGUCGGAGAGCAUGGAGCGGGUAGUAGAGGCGGCGCGAGCCGAGCUGGAAGCGCGUCGAGCAGAGCGUCGCUCAGCCGGCGCGGAGGGAGCCCCCGCGUCAGAGCGUCGCUCAACCGGGGGCUGGGUGGCCGUGGUGAUUUGUGCCGGGUGGAACUGCAAUGAGGUGGAGAAUUUGCAGGAGGCAUUUGUCGUGAAGCAGCUCUGCGAGACGCGCACGUGGAGCGAGUUCCUUUGGGCCUGCUCGGCGCACUCCAGCAAGAAGCGGGCAUGGGCCAAGACGGCGCAGGCCUUGGACUUGGCGCCGCCGAAGUUGUUCCAGACGAACCGUGAGGACCACGCGCAAGCGGCAGCCAAUAAGGCACAGUUCACCCAAGGGCUGGAGAGACAUUUUGUCGGAGACGCAGAGUGCGUCGAAGACAUCAAGAGCCUGGGCGGGUCGGCGCUCCUCGCCCGCUAUGAGAGCUUCCAGCAACCGGCCCAUAGGGCGGACCUGUGGCGGUAUAUUCGCUUGUGGAAAGAGGGUGGAAGUUACCUGGACAUCAAAAUGGCGCUGCUGCAGCCGUGGAGCACAACUCUGGAAGAGAUUUAUCGCGUCGCGCAGUCCUCGGGCCAGCGCGUCGCGCCGCCCACGGAGGUGCAAGCUUUGUCGCAAGUCCCGCACCUCCUCCUCAGCAUCGGACAAAACCGCAAACAUAUCUUCCAGGGGAACAUUUGGCACGCGUCCGCAAAGCACCCGCUCUUAGCCAGAGCGGUGGGGCAUGCGCUGGGCACGUCGCAGAGUCACCUGCUUAAGCGAUACCUGUUGUUCUGUGAGUUUUUGUGGGCGGAGCUGCGGCGUGACCUCGGCCAGGACCCCGAGAAGCUGGAGGGGCAGGGGAAAGCCGAGCGCGAUCGACGUGGGCGCACAUGCUUGGGGGAGGAAUUUCCAGUGGACGGUCACUUCAUGUUCACCACUGGUGGCACGAGGUAUGCCGCCACCCGGGCGUGGGGCUGGAAGAAAGGUUUUUUACCGGUCGCUUUGGGAGCCAUCGCGACACAGCGGGAAGAAGCGCAGAGCGUAGCUCAGCUGGAGCCACAGCCCGGCACUCCUGCUCCCGAAGCGCCGAGUGCGCCGCUCCUGGAAGCGCCGAGCAGCAGCGCCGCGCCGAGCGCUGAAGCGCAGCAGCGCGUCGCGCAGUUGCAGGAGACCCCAAGCGCGGCGACAGAACCGGCGGCAAAGCAGGGGGAGGUGCCGCCACUGGAGAGUACCAUCACUCCGGAAGGCUUGGAGCGGAUAAUGGCAGUGGCGACGGGGCACAGUGCGUAUGAGGGCCUGACGCGGGCAGAGGUGGAGAUCUUCACGGUGCAAGGCCUGAGAAAAGCGACCCGACGGGAGGGCUAUCUCUCGUGCUUGUUCUGCAAAAGUAGAAAGAAGCAACAGCUGCUUUUCCAAGGCGCCAACGAAGUCCGAAACCACUUCGAGGGCAACCACGGGAGGCCACAGGCAACAGAAGCGCCCUCGCCUGCGGUCGCCGAGGAGAUCGGUCAGCCUAUGGCCGUGGUGGAGCAGACGAUGGAGAAGCGGAACCCCCCCGAGCCAACGCUGUUGGACGCAGCUUUGCGUGCCACCGGCGACGUCGCUGACUUCUUCCGCCGGCUGACAAGCAUCUUGGGCCCGUCCAUCGCGGGCAACCGGCCUAUGUUGGCGACGGCGCUGAAGGACGCCUAUGCGCUGCCCAGCGUGCUGCAGAACGUCGUUCGGCAGCGUUCGGCGCAGGGCGCCACGUGGAACGACCUCACCCGGUCGGAGAACGUGGAGUGGGCCGUGCACGAUGGAUCGGAGGGAGACCCUCCGUACGCGCUGGCAAUGUGCAAAGGAGAGUCCUAUGAGUACGUGGACAGGGCGAGCUUGUACAGCACCAUUUUGGUGCGCUUGGUGGUGGACGCGGUCGAAGAGACCGCCAACAGCUUGGAUGCCGCAGGGCGGCAGGCCGUGCUCGAGUGCAUCUGCGUGCAUUUCAAUGAGGCCGCCAGGCAGCAGGGUCAGCCGUCGAGGCUUCUGCUCGCACUGGGUGGCGCUCGAGCCCUGAAGUUCGACUUGGAUCCCGCCAACAUCGAGCGCCAGUACGGAGGAGCGAAGAAAAGAGUGACCAAGCGGCAGGAGCCGCAGAGCGUCGCUCAAUGGCUUCGUCGUGCCGUUGGAGACGCCCUCAAGCCGCAGAGCGUCGCUCAGCUGCGCUCAGUGUCUGCCGCGACCGAGAACUACGCAGCAGACCGACGGCCGGAGGACUUUUUUUUUCCUGAGUUGGUGGGCUGCGCUCUCCGACGGUGCGAGAUCGACGACUAUGCCUUGACAGGGGAGGCCAACGAGCUCAAGUUGGUCUUGUACUUCAGUGAUGGAACCAGCCAAACACGACAUUUCAUCAGUACUGUUGGAGACGCCCUCGAGCCGCAGAGCGUGGCUGCCGUGACCGAGAACCACGCAGCAGACCGACGGCCGGAGGACCUGUUUUUUUUUUCCCGGCAGGAGUUGGUGGGCUGCGCUCUCCGACGGUGCGAGGGGAGUGGCGGGUGGGCGUCCGCUUUUCUUCGGGUGGCAAAAGUGAUCAGCCAACCAGCCAUGCAGCGCCCACACUUGGUGCAAUUCCAAGCUGACCUCUACCGAUACAGAAUGGCAAUUCAACUGAGAUGUGAUGCCCUAGCAGCUCUGAGGGCUAUGGAGACCAUGAUGCAACACUUCGAAGACAUGGGGUUUACCAAUACCGCCAACAUGGAAGUCCUGAAUCGAACCCGAGACGACCUGGCGGACUUCGCGACCUUUGCAGACUAUUUGUUGGGCCAAGUUACUGUGUCCAAGCUAGAAGAGAUCCAUCGCCUGCGGGCUCGCACAGAAGUCAACUUCAGCGGGCACGUGCUCGCAGCGGACGAGACGGUGCAGAAGCGUGACACCUUUGUUCGGGGCGCUUGCACGCAACGGGAGGUGGCAGGAUUCAUCGCAGCUGAUGCCUCGUGCUUGGUUCAAGUGGCACUGUGGGGCGACGUGGCAAAGAAGUACUUCGAGUCAUUGACAAAGGCGCUCGACGAGGCGGCAGACGGAGUUUUCCCUCGGAUCGAAGUCACUGCCUGCCAGGUUACCACUGUGAAGCAUCCAGAAGGGACAUCGUUGCGACGGCUGGCGUCAACGGCGAGGACCACGGUGAAGUUGCUUGAAUCGACCCCACUGACCAUUUCUCCGUCUCCACGUGUCCUCACGACCAGCGCGGCAGACUUGAUGCAUGUGCCUCAGGUCUCAUGCUUCAUGGGGGUCGUGAGCCGCCUAGAGGCGCGCGUCUUCUCGCAAGAGGACGUGGGAAUGAGAGAAAUUGGGAUCAGCACGCAGAAUGGAUAUGAGGUGCCAGUGAUGCUGUAUGGGGUGCAAAGUGAAGAGGAAGUCGAACUCCGGGACCGCGUGGCGGUGUGGUUUGGCGAGGGGAAGCCCCCGUUGGCGAACAGAGACGACAGCAAGGGCAUGAUCUGGUUGUACGGAUCCGGGUACUUGCUGGCUUUGGGGAAAACCGAGGAGAGCGACCAAGGAGUAAAGGGACCGGCGCGGCCGUUCCGCGCCGCAGAGCGUCGCUCGGCGGCCGCUCCGGAGCGCGCACGCGCGCGACGGCGAGCAGAGCGUCGCUCCCUCACACGUCUGGGACGCGGCACCCCGCCGCGACAGAGCGCGGCGCGCCGCGGAGCGGCGCCCUCCGAGCCAACGUUGUUGGACGCAACCUCGCGCACCUCCGGUGAGAUCGCCGACUUCUUCCGCCGGCUGACGGCCGUCCUGGCACCGUCCAUCGCUGGAAACCGGCGUAUGUUGGCGACGGCGCUGAAGAACGCGCAGGCUCUGCCCUGCGUGCUGCAGAACGUCGUUCGGCAGCGUUCAGCGUGGGGAGCCACGUGGAACGAUCUGACACGGCCGGAGAACGUGGAGUGGGCCGCGCACGAUGGAACAAAGCGAGCGCCUGCGUACGCGCUGGCGAUGUGCAAGGGUCAUUCCUGGGAGUACGUGGGCAAGGCGAGUGUGUACAGCACCAUUUUGGUGCGCUUGGUUAUGGACGCUGUCGAGGAGACGGCAGACGCCUUAGACGACGUCAGUCGGCGAACUCUGCUGGAGAACAUCUGCGUGCAUUUCAAUCAGGCCGCCAAGCAGCAGGGUCAACCGUCGCGACUUUUGCUUGCGCUGGGCGGCGCCCGAUCUUUGAAGUUCGAUUUGGAUCCGGCCGACAUCGACCGCCAAUACGGGGGAGCAAAGAAAAGAGUGACCAAGCGGCAGGCAGAAUCUGGUGCGCCCCUGGAACGCUCCAAGCGGGCGCUGCAAAGGUUCGAGUGA